AUGUCCCAGAAGUUCCUUCUGAAAAACGUGAAGCUCAAAAUGACGAGGAAUCUCAACUACCUCGCAACUCUUAUCACAGAGGCCAACGAAUACCGGGAAUGGGAAUUCCCUUCUACCAUACCUGAACUCGAGCUUUUCCUUCUCUCAAACCGACAACGACUCCAAAAUUUGAUUUCAACAAUCAAGAGCCGCAGAGAAUACAUUAUCGAGUAUUACAAUAAUUGCAACAAUACAAUAAACGAUCUCCUAUUACAGGAGGAACAAUCCAAAGUUGAGCAAGAAUUCGACGAGUACUGGGUAGAGAAAAAAGGUGAAACACUGCUUCAAGAAGCAGAGUAUGUUGUACGCCAACUCGAGAAAAGACUAGUAGAGCUCGAAUGUCAAGAAACAAUCAUGAAACAAGACAUCUCAAAGAAAACAGGUCAAACACCUUCAAUCUCAAUAAGCCACCAAAUAAAUCCUAACUCCGCUGAAACUCAGACUCAGCUAGUGACUCCACCCGUUGCGCCACAACUAGGAUACAUGUUAGAAAGGCGCCUCCUAGGUAAUGAACUCAAAAUACCUCAAUUCAAUGGUAAACCUUCAGAAUUCGCCCCUUUUUGGGAGCUAUUCGAAGAGUUAGUGCAUAAACAACCGUACUCCAAUAUAGAAAAACUUUCAAUUCUUCUUAGCAGCUGUAAAGGAGAUGCGGCCAGAGCACUUCAAAUGAUUCCACGAACAGGGGAUUCGUACGAAAAAGCUAUUUCCCAGCUCAAAGCUCAAUACGAAGAUCCUAAACAAAUAACCCUACAAAUGAUACGUCAGCUCAAAUCCAUGAAGCAAUGCCGAGAAGACGCCAGAUCACUUAGAAACAACCUUAGCGACGUUCACGCGGUAAUAGCAACGUUGGAAAGACAAGGCGAAACUGUUAAUACAACAUACAUGCAAAGCAUGGUGCUUGAAACUUUCCCCCAAACAAUUCAAGAUGAAAUGGCCAAGAAGGAGUUCGACUCAGAUAAAACUUGGACAAUGACGGAAUUGCUAGACAAUCUAACGCUGGCGGUCAAACGCAAAGAACACAUCGCAAAUCUUAAAAACACAAGCAACAACGAAUAUUCUGUUUUCCAUACUAGUACAAGAACAACUCAAUUAACACGAUGCGUUGGAUAGGAAAUGAAUCUUCCCAUAAGAAAUGAGACCACAAUCAGAGUGAAUACAUUUGGAGGCAGAGCAGAAAAGAAGCGUGUAAGGCGAGUCGUUGGUCAACUAUUCAAUGCCAAAGGAGAGCACAUUACAAUUGAAUUUAUGACCAAUGAUAAAAUUACACCUCCUCUUCGAUUCGGAGGCAUUUCACCACAAGACGAAGCAUUCAUCUAUGAACACUUUCCAAAAGAAGAUGCAAACACUAUGGUUGGAACUGCGGCGGAAACUAUAACACCUGGGAUUCUGAUCGGCAUAGACUACUUCAACUCAAUCAUGAGUCUUCGUCAACCUAUUACACGCCUCCCAUCUGGGUUGUUUAUAACUUCAACUUUCUUUGGUGCGGUUAUAUCGGGCACACCUCACAAGAUGAUGCAGAACAAACACCUUUCUACGAACGUAUAG
This is a messenger RNA of Haemonchus placei, 1584 nucleotides long. The record is from the annotation of a GenBank genome assembly. Lineage: Eukaryota; Metazoa; Nematoda; Chromadorea; Rhabditida; Trichostrongylidae.